AUGGCUGAUUAUCUCCACAAACAGGACAAUGGAGCCCUCGACGGCGCCCAGAGCGACACUGAGCCUCAGCUGUUGAAUGUGCCCGAUUCGCAGAUCAGCAUGGAUUUGAACGUGCAGAGCCUCCAUGGAUCCUCUGACCAGUCCCCCAUGCCCCUACCAUCGCAACAGCAGAACGUCGUGCCGUAUGAGACGUUUCAGCAUCAAAUUGAAGAUCAGAUAGUGGAGCUCGAUAGCCAGAUGAACGGAUUCAGUGUACAGCCCACCGAUGGCGAGGACCAGAAGAAUCAGGCUGGUGGUGCAAUGUCCAGUAGUACAAGCGUCGCUCAGGACCAGCAGGGCAUUCCACAGCUUGACCAGCAACAGCCGCAAUCGCAACAACACGAUCUACCUCAGCGGCAAGGCAUCCCGCAGACGCAGCCCAGCACCCAACAGGAACAGUACUCCCAGCUACGUUCACGCGCACAAGUCUGGGCGGCGAAUAUCAAGCAACUAGAGCAGGACCUCGCUCUCCAUAAUCAACAGCGCGGCGCGAUGCCCGAGCCCACCCACCAGCUGAAGGCGGAGCAAUAUUCGGACCAGAUCGACCGAUUAAAGGAAGAUCUGCACACGAUGUUCGAUCUCAUCAAGGAGAUGGCUACUGGGCACAACAAUUCACAGCCGGGAACGUCUUCUUCGCAGUCGUCUCAGCCGCCGAUGAUCCCAGAUCAAGUAGUGAAUACGCUGGAGGGAGCUCCGGCUCCUGCGCGGCUAAAGGUGCCCUCCGCUGAUCAGGUCAAGCCGUAUGUUGGCCUCGAGGCUGGUCGGUAUCCCACCGAAGCCGAAAUUCAGCAGGCGAGGCUGUACAAGGAGCUGCUGCUCGAGCAGUUGAUACUGCCGGGCAUUGGCCACAUGAAACCGCAACAUAUCCCGCCUGAAAAAGAGUCGGAAUAUGCUGCGUUCUUCCAGGAGCUCUGUGGCUACGCCUCCCGGGUAUACCCCGCUUUCGAGCUCAUGAUUUGUGGCUACCCCGAAAACGUCGUCAAGAAGGUCAUAGCCGCGACCAUGACGGCAUUUCGUCAGAAGGAGCUGAGCGAGGAGAAGGGCAGCCCGUACUAUCUGAUUGGACUCGAGAAUAUCCAGAGUCUCACCAAUACGAUGAAGGCCGCCGCCCAAGCUAUCCCGUACCGCGGUAUGCGCGCGCGCAGCGAGAUGAUUCUGUACUACGCCUUAUCCCUCCUGCUGCCGUUGCCAAGCCACUACUAUCGCCCCAUGGACUGCUCCUCCCCAAAGGAUGUGGCGGCAAUGCCAACCUCUAUGUUCCUGCCUGCGCCUGUACCAACACACACCGCGAAUGAUGUGUAUCUUGUUAUCCUCAUCCUGGCCAUUUCGUUCGUGAUCACGAUAUUCUUGGUGUAUAGUGCUUUCUGA
Postia placenta MAD-698-R-SB12 is the source of this 1407-nucleotide messenger RNA. RefSeq lists its product as hypothetical. The record is from RefSeq and is a predicted model, not a curated record. The coding region runs from base 1 to 1407 and encodes 468 amino acids. NCBI's taxonomy places the organism in Eukaryota, Fungi, Basidiomycota, Agaricomycetes, Polyporales, Adustoporiaceae. The transcript has 8 exons.